UGUUGCCUGAUUCGCCCUGAGCUCAACAGACUUCGUUCAGGCUGAGGCUGACUGACGCGGGAGCUGAAAACCCAGCCUUGCAGCUCGUGCCCACUCCGCCUGUCCCAGCAAAAAUCAACUAUCUGCCUGGACUUAUUUCCCUGCCUAGCCCCGCGCUCCCCAGAUCGACCUGGAAACACAUCACACGUCUCUAACACCCUGGCCGUACUCUCCAUAUCGUCUAAACCCUUCAGAUUUAGUCGCCGUUAGAGCUGCCGCAGUAGCCCCACUCCCAAGGAACAAAUCAACUUCCGAGUCCGUUCACUUCGAGACGGGAUAGAUCCGCGCUCAUCCAGUCCUCUUGGACCCCUAAAAGACUGUCAAGUGUUGAUGCCUCCAACAAGGUCAAGAGCCAGGAUGAAAGAAGAAACGCCGGCUACCACCUCGACAAUGAUUCAAGUCAGCGAACCUGUUGAGCUACCGUCAGCAUCAAGGGAAACCAUUGUUACAGCAUCGCCUCUUGACACCACGCCUAAUACAUCACCCACUGCCCAAACAACAUCAAAGACCCCGUCUCGCAGAGUACUGCGGCUGAAGUGUCCAACAUGCACCGACUAUCCCGACGGUUUCCGCAGUGAGCAUGAAUUGCGACGUCAUACGAACCGCGUUCACAGGAAGACGCGUAAAGUCUGGGUUACCAUCGACACCUCGCCCGACAAGACGUUUCUUGCAAACUGCAAAGCAUGCCAGACGGGCAAAAGGUAUAACGAAUGCUAUAACGCUGCAAGUCACCUCCGGCGCAUGCACUUCCAUCCCCAUAAACGCGGCGAACGGAAGAUGACUGCUGCAGAGGCUCGACGCGGCGGCAAACCUGGCGAUCUGGAUCCUCCCAUGGAAGUACUGAAGGCAAAUUGGUUACGAGAAGUGGACGAGAUGGUUGGAGAAGACAAUGAACCCAUCGUGGACGACGUGGGGAACGUACCCUUGACCCAACCUCAGCUCUUACCCCAGCCUCUGCCCGCACCAAACAAGUCUGAAGGGAAGGCACCACCGACACCAACGACGCCUUCGACUCGAUCAAUGGCAAUCGACAGCAUCGUGGAUAAGAUGGAUGCAUCCUGAGCCCAACGCCUAUGCUAAGGGACAAAGCAUACAACCGGACGCGACUAGGCACCGAACGCGCGCCGAGAGACCAGUAUCGGCUCAUCACCAGUAAGCCAACCGAAUAUACUCGCUGCGGUUGGCCUUCUGCGGCUCUUCCACACUUCGUGAACACAAUGGCCAUCCUGCUCAACGCAGGAAGACAGGGAUGCAGGCCUAAAACACAUCCUUGUAAGCGUCUAUCGUGGCGAAUAGUAAGACGGGCUAGAAUAGAUAUCCAAGGCAUUGCCCCGAUCGCUCUUUCCAAAAGUAUUCUGGUGUUUGGUUUAUCGGCGUUGGGGUGGGCGGCAUGAGGGCGUCCGAGGAGCCAUGUACAGGACGGUCUUUAGGAACGCGUACAUAGCGAAUGAGAUGUGACUCUGAAGUAAGAGUAUCUUACUCGGGAAUGUGACUUUCUUGC
This is a messenger RNA of Cucurbitaria berberidis CBS 394.84, 1540 nucleotides long. RefSeq lists its product as uncharacterized. The transcript has a single exon. The record is from RefSeq and is a predicted model, not a curated record. Bases 397 to 1101 code for a protein of 234 amino acids. Lineage: Eukaryota; Fungi; Ascomycota; Dothideomycetes; Pleosporales; Cucurbitariaceae.